AUGCAUAGUCUUACGAGAACUCUGAACUGUGUGUGAUAUUCUUCGAGUUGAGUCAAAGAGCCAGGAUAUAGAAAUCCUUAAUUUAGAAUAAAAUGAAUAAUUUAAUAUUUUUGACAUUGGCUUUAUUUUUGGCAGUUGUUGCUGCACGGCCACAAGAAGUCAUACCAAUUCUUAGGCAGGAGCAAGAAGUAAAUUUUGAUGGUUCCUACAAGUAUUCAUAUGAAACUGGUAAUGGAAUUAUAGCCGAAGAACAGGGUUAUCUGAAAAAUCCUGGCAGCAAUGCAGAAGCACAGGUUGCCGAAGGUUUCUUCUCCUAUACAGCACCUGAUGGCACUCCCAUUCGUAUUACAUAUGCAGCCGAUGAGAAUGGUUUUGUUCCACAGGGUGAUCAUAUUCCCACACCACCACCAAUUCCAGAGGCCAUACAAAAGGCUUUGGCCUAUUUAGCUACAGCUCCACCACCACCACAGGAACCCUCUUCGGGUGGCCGUAAUACAUUUGGACGAGGUUAAAUGCC
Messenger RNA from Musca vetustissima, 517 nucleotides. RefSeq names its product endocuticle structural glycoprotein SgAbd-2-like. The transcript is spliced from 3 exons. Gene Ontology annotation, cellular component: chitin-based extracellular matrix. The record is from RefSeq and is a predicted model, not a curated record. Lineage: Eukaryota; Metazoa; Arthropoda; Insecta; Diptera; Muscidae. Bases 93 to 512 code for a protein of 139 amino acids. Gene Ontology annotation, molecular function: structural constituent of chitin-based larval cuticle.